Molecule: messenger RNA, 5931 nt
Organism: Sphaeramia orbicularis (orbiculate cardinalfish)
Lineage: Eukaryota; Metazoa; Chordata; Actinopteri; Kurtiformes; Apogonidae
Product: contactin-associated protein-like 5
Exons: 24
Coding region: 169-4092 (1307 amino acids)
Source: RefSeq, a predicted model, not a curated record
GGGAGCGUUUCCCUCCUUCACACCGUCACACUGUUCCGUUCCUCCCGCCGGACCGGAGCCUCGUCGGCACCGGAGGACAGGUUCUUAUCCCGGCUCUUUGUGGGGUUUUCCCGCGGCUCUGACGCGCCCUCGGCGGUCACUCGGAUUUACAUCUCCCGGCUGUGGAUCAUGGAUGUACCGCUGCUGCUGCGCGUCUUUUUGGCGGUGAGCGCCGCGUCCGCCGCCUCUCACUAUACCUGUAACGGCCCGUUAGCGUCCACAUUACCGCAGUCGUCCUUCCAGAGCUCGUCACAGUCGUCCGCCAGUUAUGCCGCUCACAACGCCAAGGUCAAUAGGCGAGACGAGUCCGGCGGCUGGUCUCCCAUGGUAACGGACAGGGAGCCCUGGCUGCAGGUGGACCUGCGGGACCGUGUGGAGGUGACGGCGGUGGCCACACAGGGACGCCACCACAGCUCGGACUGGGUCAGCAGGUAUAUGCUGCUGUACAGCGACACGGGCCAGGCCUGGAAACAGUACCGGCAGGACGACGGCCUCGGGAGGUUUGUGGGGAACGUGGACUCAGAGGCCCUGGUCCAGAACCGGCUAACCCACUCGGUGAGGACUCGCUUCCUGAGGUUCGUCCCAUUGGACUGGAACCCCAGCGGAUGGAUCGGACUCAGGGUGGAGGUCUAUGGAUGCUCCUACAAGUCAGACGUGGCGGACUUUGACGGCAGAAGUGCUCUGUUGUACCGGUUCAACCAGAAGUCCAUGUCGACGGUGAAGGACGUGAUCUCUCUGAGGUUUAAGAGUCGACAGGCGGAGGGAGUUUUACUGCACGGAGAAGGUCAGCGAGGAGACUACAUCACCCUGGAACUGCACCGAGGAAAACUGGCCCUGUACCUGAACCUGGACGACACCAGGCUGCGGUUCAGUAGCGGUUGGGUGGCGGUCACCGUGGGCAGCCUCCUGGACGACCAGCACUGGCACUCGGUGGUCAUCGAACGCUUCAACAAACAGGUCAACCUGACGGUGGAUGCCCACAGCCAGCACUUCACCACCAAGGGGGAGGGCGACUCGCUGGAGGUCGACUACGAGCUAAGUUUUGGAGGAAUCCCACUGCCUGGAAAACCUGGAACAUUCCUCAGGAAGAACUUCCAUGGCUGCAUCGAGAACCUGUACUACAACGGAAUCAACAUCAUCGACCUGGCGAAGAGACGUAAACCUCAGAUCUACAGCGUGGGUAACGUGACCUUCUCGUGUUCGCGGCCUCAGCUUGCCGCCUGCACCUUCCUGAGCUCUGGCAGCAGCUUCCUGUCACUGCCGGCCGCCGCCCCCUCCUCCAUCAUGGGUGGGUUCUCAGUCAGGUUCCAAUUCAGGACGUGGAACCCCGACGGCCUCCUGCUCUCCGCCCGGCUGAGUCCAGAACCCCAGAGACUGGAUCUGCAGAUCAGCAACAGCCGACUGCUGCUCAACCUCCACGGGUUGGCCCAGCAGAGGGCGGAGGCCUGGGCAGGUCACCGGGUCAAUGACGGACUGUGGCACUCUGUGAGCGUGGACACCAGGAGUCUGCAGAUCAGUCUGACCCUGGACAACGAACCUGCCGCCACCGUCGACCAAUGGGAGCAGCUCCAGCCCAGAGGGAACUUCUACUUCGGAGGUUGCCCCCCCAAUGGCUGCCGUAACCCCACCCAGUCCUUCCAGGGCUGCAUGCGUCUCAUCUCCAUCAAUGGCCAGCCAAUCAGCCUGGGUCAUGUCCAGCAGGGGCUGCUGGGAAACUACAACGAGCUGCAGUUUGACACCUGCAGCAUAAGAGACAGGUGUUUACCGAACCUGUGUGAACAUGGAGGUCGAUGUCGUCAGUCCUGGAGCUCGUUUUCCUGCGACUGUUCAGGAACCGGAUACUCUGGAGCUACAUGCCACAACUCCAUCUACGAGUCGUCGUGCGAGGCCUACAAGCUGAUUGGCAGCUCGUCAGGUUUCUACUCCAUUGAUCCAGAUGGUAGCGGCCCCCUGGGGCCCACACAGGUCUACUGCAACAUGACAGAGGAGCGGGUUUGGACCGUUGUGACCCAUAACAGCACCGACCCAGUCCGAGUCCAGGGCUCGUCUCUGCAGAAACCCCACAUCAUGAAUUUCAACUACAGCGCGUCAGCUGAGCAGCUCCGGGCCAUCGUCACUGGGUCAGAACAGUGUCAACAGGAAGUGGUCUACACCUGCAGGAAGUCCCGCCUCUUCAACACCAAAGAUGGCCGGCCCCUGUCAUGGUGGUUGGACCAGGGGGGAGAGAGGCGGAGCUACUGGGGUGGGUUCCUGCCCGGUGUCCAGCAGUGUUCCUGUAGUCUGGAGGAAAACUGCGUUGACAUGAACUACUUCUGCAACUGCGACGCCGACAGAGACGCGUGGGCCAAUGACAGCGGCGUCCUGUCCUACAAAGACCACCUCCCCCUCAGCCGCAUCGUGGUCGGAGACACCAACAGGUCUGGAUCUGAGGCCGUGUACCGUGUCGGCCCACUGCGUUGUUAUGGAGACAAGUCGGUGUGGAACGCAGCGUCCUUCUACCAGGAGGCGUCCUACCUCCAUUUCCCCACUCUCCAGGCGGAGCUGGGCGUCGACAUCUCCUUUUACUUCAAGACCAGCGCCGCAUCGGGGGUUUUCCUGGAGAAUCUGGGUCCGACCCACUUCAUCCGAGUAGAGCUGAGCUCUCCCUCUGUGGUCACCUUCUCCUUCGACGUGGGUGACGGUCCGGCCAUUCUCGCUGUUAAGUCCCACCUCCCCCUGAACGACCGCCAGUGGCACCACGUCCGGGCCGAGCGGAACGUGAAGGAGGCGCUGCUACAGGUGGACCAGCUGCCCGUGCGCUUCCUGGAGGCGGAGCCUGAUGGACACCUGCGCCUGCGCCUCAACAGCCAGCUGUUCGUAGGGGGGACAGCGUCACGGCAGAGGGGUUUUCUGGGAUGCAUCCGAACCCUAACAGUCAAUGGCAUGACCUUUGACCUGGAGGAGAGGGCCAAGAUGGCACCGGGCGUCAGCUCCGGUUGCCCCGGUUACUGUAGCGGCUCCAGUAGUUUGUGUCACAACCGAGGACGAUGCAUUGAGAAGAGCAGUGGGUACGCCUGCGACUGUUCGCAGUCAGCAUACGGAGGUCCAAACUGUAAAGAAGAGGUGUCGGUGUCCUUCGACAGGGAGUCCUCGGUCACCUUCACCUUCCAGGAGCCCUUCUCAGUGAUGCAGAACCGGAGCUCUCAGGCCUCCAGCGUCUCCAGAGAGAGCAGCAGCCGGGCCAGAGAGGACGUGGCCUUCAGCUUCGUCACCUCCAGCAGCCCGGCCAUGCUGCUGAGCGUCAGCACCUUCAGCCGCCAGCACAUCGCUGUCAUCCUGGCCAAAAAUGGUAGUCUUCAGAUCUGGUACCAGCUCCAGACCGAUAGGAGUCCAGACGUGUUCAGCCCAGUGGUCGGCAGCUUCUCCGACGGACGCCUCCACCGGGUCCGAUUGCACCGCGAGGGACGAGACCUGUACGUCCAGAUCGACCAGGACGUCCACAGAAAGUACAGUCUGUCAUCGGAUGCAGAGCUGAUCCUAAUCAGAUCGCUGACAUUGGGCAAAGUCAUCAGGACCGAGGGCUUCCAGGACGAGGUGGUCCAGGCGAGUUCUAAGGGCUUCGUAGGCUGCCUGUCUUCGGUCCAGUUCAACCACGUGGCUCCUCUGAAGGCGGCGCUGCUCAACCGAGGAAGCUCAUUGGUCACCAUCCGAGGCCCCGUCGUCCAAUCAAACUGUGGUGCUUUGGCCGACUCUAUCACAUGGCACAACCUGCAAGAUCAGUCUGCGACGGCAAGUAAAGAUAAGGAGCAUCUGGGCGCCGACUCUCAGAGCGAUGUGGCUGUAAUCGCAGGGGUGGUGACGGCAGUGGUCUUCAUCAUGGUGUGCGUUGUCGCCGUGGUAACCCGCCUCCUAUAUCGACGGCGCAUCCAAAGAGGAGGUGGUGGUGGUGGUGGUGGUGGUGGUGGUGGCGGCGUGAAGGAAAAGGAACAUAGACAUAGUGUGGAGACAGAAUACAGGACAGAACUACAUCUACACAACUCAGUCAGAGACAAUGUCAAAGAGUACUACAUCUGAGUACACACUGUACUACAUCUGUGUGUACAGUGUACUACAUCUACACAACUCAGUCAGAGACAAUAUGAAGGAGUACUGCAUCUGAGUAUUCGCUCACUACAACUGAGUGUAUACUAUACUACAUCUGAGUACACAGUGUACUACAUCUGUGUGUACAGUGUACUGUAUCCGAGUACACAUUGUACGGCAUCUGAGUACACAUUGUACUGAAUCUGAGCACACACUGUACUACUUCCAAAUAUACAUUGGACUAUAUCUGAGUACACAAAGUACUGCAUCUGAGUACAUAGUGUACUGCAUCCAAGUACACUAUACUACAUCUGAGUACAUAGUGCACCACAUCAGAGUGUACACAUUGUACUAGAUCCAAGUACAUAUCAUACUCUGUGUGAAUACACACUGUACUACAUGUGAGUACACACUGUACUGCAGCCGAGUACACACUACGCUACAUCCAAGUACACACUGUGCUAUAUGUGAGUACACAAAAUAUUGACUGACUGUCAGUGUUGGGGUUGUUACUGUAUAAAAAUACUGUAAUACACAUUACUCAUGUUUUUAAAAGUAUUGUUUUUUUACUCCCUGAUUAGAGUACUUUAUUAAUCUACUCAGGUCAUUUUUUCUCAUGCAUACAAUGAUACUCGUCUGUUCAACCAGUGUUGUCACUACAUCACAUAUACGAUACCAACUAAACUACAAACAUAGUACACACAGUACACAGUACUAUGUGUGACUGCUGAGUGUAUUCAUGUCCAGUACUACACUGUCUGCAUGAAGAGUACUACACCUCAUGUCCUGCAUGAGACUGCAUUUACAGUACUAUGUCCUGAGUACUACUACUACUACACCAAAAUGAAGUUUAUUCAUUUCAACUGUUCUCAUGAUAGAACAUAAUGAACAAUAAAUAAAUAAAUAAAUAACCCUAGAACAGUGUUCACACCAACAAAAAAGAACAAAAUAUAUAAAUAUAUAAAUAUAAAGAACGUAAAUCACUGCAAAGAACUUUAAAUAAAACCCAGAAUGAACCUGUCAGACUAUUUCAGUUGAAGUUUGUGUAGUACUGUUCACAUUUAGAAACUAAUAAUAAUUAAAAGAUUAUCACAUAUUUUUUUAAUCUAUGGAAGCCUCCGCCCCCGCUUGCUCUGAUUGGUUGACGCCAUCCGAGGCCACCUAAUGGCCCCCAACGGUAUUACACAUCCUAUAGAGAAGAGGAGCUUCAGAAUUUUGUAGUUUUAUAGAAAAUGACAGAUUCUGAAAAAAAAACUAUAAUAAUCAUAGGUUCAGAUUAUGAUGUAAAUGUAUUUAAAAUGUUACAGAUGAACGACAUGAGGACGUUUCCUACUGAGAUAAUGUUGGACAUUUGUCUUUACAUGUUCAUCAAAUACACAUCUGACCUUCACUACAUCAGUAUCGAUAAAAUACUGUCGAUGGAAAAUAAUAAUAAUAAUAAUAAUAAUAACUGCACUCAUUAGUACUGAGGUGAUUACAGUAACGCAGUAACCCCAACACUGUACACAGUACUACACAGAUACACACAGUACUACACCUGACUACAUAAUACUACACCUGACUACAUAGUACUACACCUGACUACACAGUACUACACAGUACUACACCUGAUACAUAAUACUACACAGUGCUACACAGGAAAAACUACAAAACAACAAAGAAAACACUUCCCUCUGGUUUAAAACUCAACAACACUAAGAAAUACUACAUCUGUCUGUAAACUGCAGUACAUCUACUGCAGUGUACUGCAUCUGGACGUUACUGUACUGGACCGUCCACAGGAGGAGUACUGCGUCCGUCUACUUGAACGAGUACUACAUGUGGAUACAG